CUCUUCGCUCGUGAUGUCCGGCAGCUGUCUCCGAUUCUGCCGCAGGAUUAACGUUAGGCUCUGCAUCUAUGUCCUCAGCAUCCUCCUCCCGUUUGCCCUGUCUCCAUUAGCGGCCUCGACCCACAAGGAAUCAAAAUGUACUUUCGUCAUGAUUCUGGUAGCUUGUUAUUGGCUCUUCGAACCUGUUCCAGUAGCGGUCACGGCCUUGCUUCCAGUCGUGCUGUUCCCGACUCUAGGAAUUGUCAGUUCGACAGAAAUAUGCACAAACUACAUAAAGGAACCUUUUAUGAUGUUUAUUGGAGGACUGAUAGUUGCAAUCGCAGUUGAAGAUUGCAGGCUACAUGAAAGAAUAGCAUUAAAAGUACUGCUGAUGAUUGGAACUGAACUAAAAUGGCUGAUGUUCGGGUUCAUGUUGACAACUAUGUUCCUGUCGAUGUGGAUUAGCAACACGGCAACAACAGCGAUGAUGGUACCGAUCAUUGAAGCGGUUAUCGGGAAAAUUGCUCUCAAGAGCGACAACUUAGCUCUUGAUGACAACAAAGACAAAAUUUCUCUUACCGAAAGCAAACAAGUGGAAGAACCAGAAGACGAUAACUUUCUUACAAAAACAUCCUUAGAACAGGAGAAGAAAAACGACACUGAUAUUUCAACUAUAAAGAUAGCUCUGCUUUUGAGCGUCUGUUACGCUGCUAAUAUAGGAGGAACCGGUACUCUCACCGGUACAGGGCCAAAUCUAGUCUUUAAAGGAUUAAUGGAAGAACUUCAUCCGGAUAGUGACGAAAUAAAUUUCGCUACGUGGAUGAUGUAUAACAUUCCGGGAAUGGUUCUCUGCGUUCUGAUCGGAUGGACGUAUAUUUGGCUGGUGUAUAUCCGGUUUUCAAAACAAUCGCAGAAUAUUGCAUCCAAAAGCAGUAUAAAAGAUAUCAUUUCGAAGCGCUAUGCCGAUUUAGGAUCUUUGAGGUCGCAUGAAGCACAGGUUCUGGUUUUGUUUGUUAUUUUGGUUGUUUUGUGGAUUUUCCGGGAUCCGAAAUUUAUAACCGGCUGGGCAGGAGCCAUGCGCUCCGACACCAAAAUUGGUGACUCCGUUCCUGCCAUCGGGAUUGCCUUUCUCAUGUUCCUCCUCCCGUCGAACAUCCGGGACUGGAGCAGUCGUCCGAUUCUGGAAUGGAAAACAGCUCAGGCGAAGCUUCCGUGGGGAGUGAUUAUUCUAGCUGGUGGAGGAUUCGCCCUGGCUGAUGCUGCACAAAAAUCAGGUCUUUCGCAACUUCUUGGAGAAAAGCUGUCGUCCUUGGCUGUUCUGUCUCCAGGAGCGAUAGCAGCGAUCGUCUGUUUCAUGACGGCUAUGAUGACAGAAAUAGUUACGAACACGACAUCCGCCACCAUUCUUCUUCCAGUUUUUAGCCAAAUGGCUAUUUCUAUUGGAGUAAAUCCAUUGUUUUUGAUGCUACCAGUCACUGUUGUUUGUUCAUACGCUUUCAUGCUUCCUGUUGCAACUCCUCCCAAUGCCAUUGCAUUCGAAAGUGGUAAUAUGAAGACUGUCGACAUGGCUAAACCUGGACUAGUAAUGAAUCUAGUAUGCUGUGCAGUUCAACUUUUCAUGCUUAACACACUUGGAGUGGCCAUGUUUAACCUCAAUGAGUUUCCAAAUUGGGCAAAUAACAGUCAAAUUUCAAUGGACAGUGAUUUAAUUUCUAAAUACAAUAACACUUUCACAAAUAUGACUUCUCAAAGUACGAAUAUUUCAUGAUGCAAUGAAGAAAUAGUUGAUUAUUAUAUCAAAAUAAACUCACCACCAAACAGUUGUCAACGACCUUGAGAGUCGCGGAUCUGAACAAAAUUCUAGUUAUGUUGACCAAUCUGAAGAAGAGAUGAACCCAGGUAAAGCGGUUUCCCAGCAUAGGCCCUAGUUCGGCUGCCCAAGUUUCCACUUUGGCUCAAGAAAUACAAUGUUGUUUUCGUUGGAACUUGAAGCUUUGGCAAAAUUUCUGCUAUCACAACACAUUUGGCGUCUUUUGUCAAUACAAUCAAGGCUAACUUGAUAAUGCUGAUCGAGUUUAGCUUUGGUACAACAAAGGGGAGAGAAUUUCUUCUAUAUUGUGAAUAUACUCAAUAAGUACAUACUGAAAUGCAAUAGCAAGAAAAGGGUAAAAACAGGUUAAGUUCAAAGGAAACAUAUUUCUAGUGCUUUUGGCAUUUCUAGGAGACAUAGCAACUUUGGACCUCUAUUGCAGCCAAAUUAGGACUUAUGCAGUCAAACCGCUUCACCAAGAUUCAAAACUAUAACAAACUGACCUAAAUCCAGAAUUUUUUUCCAGAUCCGUGACCCUCGAGGCCAUUCCAUUUGGUAGUCAGUGAGAA
Molecule: messenger RNA, 2358 nt
Organism: Uloborus diversus
Lineage: Eukaryota; Metazoa; Arthropoda; Arachnida; Araneae; Uloboridae
Product: Na(+)/citrate cotransporter-like
Exons: 13
Coding region: 14-1747 (577 amino acids)
Biological process (GO): monoatomic anion transmembrane transport; citrate transport
Cellular component (GO): membrane
Molecular function (GO): succinate transmembrane transporter activity; citrate transmembrane transporter activity
Source: RefSeq, a predicted model, not a curated record